Paramecium sonneborni is the source of this 715-nucleotide messenger RNA. The record is from the annotation of a GenBank genome assembly. Lineage: Eukaryota; Ciliophora; Oligohymenophorea; Peniculida; Parameciidae.
AUGACUUAUCUAAGUANUUCACACACAGUCCCAAUCUAUGAAUGUUAUGGCUUCUCAGAAGCUGUUCUUAAAACUGAUUUCGCAGGAAGUGCCUGCACAAAAUAUUUGGCUAAUAUUUUGAAUGAAUUGGAUUAUGAAUUCACAUCAUAAAAUGAGAUGGAAAUUGUUAGAGAUAUGAAAGAGAAAUUAUGUUAUGUUGCACUUGAUUAUGAAGAAGAAAUGAAGAAAUAUUAAGAAAGUAUAGCUAAUAAUAGAUCAUAUGAAUUACCAGAUGGAAAUAGUGUGAAUAUGAAAAAUUAAAGGUUUCGAUGUCCUGAAAUACUUUUUAAACCAAAUAAAAUUAAACCUUUUGAAUUAGGUAUCCAUGAAUUAACAUACAAAUCAAUUAUGAACAGUGAUAUUGAAGUUAGAAAGGACCUGUAAUAAUUUAAAUUUAUAUUUAAGUUAUUAAAAUGUUGUAUUAUCUGGAGGUACAACAUUGUUCCCAGGAUUUAAAGAAAGAUUGGGUAAAGAAUUAGCAUCACUAGCACCAUAAAAUAUAAAAAUUAAAGUUGUUGCUCAACCUGAAAGAAAUUAUUCAGCUUGGAUUGGUGGAUCAAUCUUAUCAUCAUUAUCAACAUUUUAAUCAAUGUGGAUUAACAGAAGUGAAUACGAUGAAAGUGGUCCAACAAUAGUUCACAGAAAAUGUUAGUGUAUUGGUGAGUAAUAGUAAUGA